GACAGACUCUAGUUGAAUGCUGUCUAGUCUCUAUCGGUUAAUAGCAAAUCGCGUGGUUUCAAUCUGUUCAGCGUAUGCAGAACAUUUUUUGAUCGAACGCCAACGCGUGGCAGGAAAGGUUUGAGCAAACCUUCGUUGCAACACUGAAACCAUACUUUUUAUUCGGCUAAGCACGCCACGUGUUUAACGGGUAAUUUUUUCAAAUAUUUUCUGGUUCCCCACUUUUCCUUGCAGUUACUUUAAUUUUCCCGGCCAUUCGAAUCUGUACAAAACUGCAGCGUUUCUGUUAUCUGGAGAUUCUACGCCUACGGGUAUUCACUGGAAACCCCCGCACCUGUGCUGACUAGUGACUGGCAAGCGCAGUUGCGUUGACCCAUUACAGCUUAAAUUUUUUUCCCAUUGGUAGUCUGUGUGGAUCCAGUCUGCACUGAAAAUCCAAUCAUGGCGAACACGCCGACCAGGACCACCUCAAAUAUCAAUGCAUACAAAAGUGGCAAAAUGCGCCUUGCAGUUAGGCCGCCAGGCAAAUUCGAAAGCGGCAGCAAAGAAGCUUUUUUAAAAGUGAUGGAUGAGGCUUACGGUUAUAUGAAGGAGAAGUGGACGGAGGAAAGGGAAAGCGAACGACUGGCUGUCCGGACACUGCAGAAGCAGGUGCUGGAGCGCGACCGCGUUAUUUCCCAGCAGAAGUCGGUGAUGGAUACCCUGCGGGAGGAGAAGAAGCGGAUGAUGAACGAGCAGCAGGAUGCCUCGGACAGUCAGCGGCGCAUCCAGGAGCUGGAGGCGCGGUUGGCGGAGGAGCAGCGCCGCGUCGCGGAGCUGACGGCGCGCAAUACCGCGCUCCUGCAGGUCACCGAGUCCUUCCACGGGGCAUUUGCCAUGUAUGCCAAAAACCGGGAGGUUGUCGAGAAACUAAUGAAUUCCAAGACAGACACGGACAAUCAGGUUCGGAAGGAAGACACUGCCAUUACUGCUGACAACACGAUUCCCGUCCCGGCUGCCGUCGCUGCUGAAGAGCAUCCCGGGGCGGUUGUUAAGGACGCCGCCGAAUCCCCGCCUGCACCACGCGAUCCCGCUUCGCCACCAUCGGAACCGAAGCUUCCAGUGGAAGCAGUCGCCGAAAACAUGGAAGUCGACACGGAGCUGGCAUCCGUCCCGCCGCUGCCCGUGGCGGACGACACACCGUCCAGCGUCGAGCAAAAUGUCGGCGCGGACGUGGCCAUGCCGCCCGCGCUCCCCACCAGUCCCGCCCCGAAAUCACCUCGUAAACCCCACUUCAUCACCCUCUCCUUCAAACCGUCCCUCAUCCACCGCUCCGAAUCCGUCAGCCCCGCCACGCAGCCCAAGAAGCGGGUCAGUUUCUCGCCGCUGCCCGAGCCGGUCAUCCGCGGGAAGCGUAAACGCGCGCAAUCCCUGCUGGCGUCCAGUACGUGUAAGGCCUGCAACGUGGAGUACGCGGAUGAGGGGGAGCUGCGCCGGCACUCGUGCCCGCUGCAGCACAACCUGCCCUGCCGCGGGAUUGGCUGCGGCAAGCGCUUCGCCAGUGUGUCCGGCCGGCGCCGUCAUGAGAAGGCGGCGCACGGUGACCAGCCGAAAUUAGAAAGUAUUCACUAAUUUAUUGUCAUGGGGUGUACGCGUAGGGGAUGCCAUUGUGGUAUGUGAUGCGACGCCGUUCCUAUUUACAGCAGAACCUUGACUACCUCUGCACAGUUCACUUAAUGGUCAAUGUAAAUCUUUCUUAUUCGGACUAGCUGUUCACCCUCUACAAGAUGCGCCGAUUCGAAGCCGGACGGGAAGGUCCGACGUUCCCGUUAAUAUAUUUUUCGGCAGUUUGCCGGGUGUUUGGUAUUUUUUUUUGCAUUUUGAAUUCAGCUGUAUUAAUUUGAUUUUGUUUGUGCUGCCGAGAAAAUUCUCCUUGUGGUGCUUUUUAA
Messenger RNA from Paramacrobiotus metropolitanus, 1928 nucleotides. RefSeq lists its product as uncharacterized. Bases 442 to 1611 code for a protein of 389 amino acids. The record is from RefSeq and is a predicted model, not a curated record. The transcript has 6 exons. NCBI's taxonomy places the organism in Eukaryota, Metazoa, Tardigrada, Eutardigrada, Parachela, Macrobiotidae.